AUGAGUUUGCCUGAGAAUGCGUCUAAACUUAGUAAUGAUGAGAUUUAUGAUAAAUUGAAAGGAUGUAUUUUUGGUGCUGCAUUAGGUGAUGCAGUGGGUCUUGCCACAGAAUUUUUAAGUAAAGAAAGAGCUAAAAAAUUAUAUGGCAUUGGUCCUAUAUCUUUUGGUAGUGAUAAAGGUUAUAAAUUUUAUGUUGAUAGACAUAGAGGAAAAUGGUUUGAGGGUGAAUGGACUGAUGAUACUGAACUCGACAAUAAACCACCAAAUGGAAUUGGUAAAACUGUUGGUACCGUAUUGAGACAUUCAAAAUUCAUGAGACAGCCACAUCGUGCUGCUUGGGAUACAUGGAUUCAAUUUAAUUGUAACAUGGCUGCAAAUGGUGCUUUAAUGCGUACUGCAAUAUUGGGUUUUCCUUUCUUUUGGGAUGAAAAACAAGUAAUUAAACAAACUUUACAAGCUACUAAAACUACUCAUGCUGACCCAAGAUGCUGCGUUUCUAGUGUGAUUGUUACUAUUUUAAUUUCAAGAUUAAUUCAAGGAAAUAUACAAGAAUCCCUUCCAGACUUAGAUGAUUCGACAAAGCAAAAUAUAUUGAAAAGCUUUGCUAAGCAAGUAGUAAACAAAGUAGGAACCUUUCUUUCUGAUAAAAAUGACCAAGAGACAUUAUGGUAUGAACGUCAGAAAAAAAUUAAUGCUAGUUUAAAUAGUUCAAAACAAGAUCGUGAAGUUCCAGAAAUUCCGGAUCCUUUACCUCCUGGAAUGGACACUUUCGGUGCUGACCCUGAAAUACUAGCUUUAACAAAAUCUGUAGUUGAUAGAUAUAAGUUCAUGAUCAAUACCGCAUCACCUAACAAAGUAGAACUUACAAAAGGCUCUCGAUUCAGUAAAUUUCAGACAGAUAUGAGCGAAAUUGCUCUUUUGCAACAUUGUUUUCCCGAUACUUUGGCUGAUUUGAAAUUGGAUGAAUCCUCAGGCAUUGGAUAUGUUUACAAGUGUCUUGGUGCUGGGUUGUAUUGCUUUACGAGAAAUUUGAACAAACAAAGUAGUGAAGGUGAUGCUUUUAAGAAGAUUAUCACGGAGCUGAUACUGGAAGCUGGAGAUGCUGAUACAAAUGGAGCAGUAGCCGGAGCUUUAUUAGGCGCCAGGAUUGGAUAUAAUAAGUUACCUAAAGAAUGGGUUGAAGGCUUGAAAUUUAUAGACUGGCUAGAAAAGAGAAUUGAUAGUCUUUGGUCUAUUUUAUCUAGUAAAGAACAAAAAUAA
Messenger RNA from Dentiscutata heterogama, 1260 nucleotides. Lineage: Eukaryota; Fungi; Glomeromycota; Glomeromycetes; Diversisporales; Gigasporaceae. The record is from the annotation of a GenBank genome assembly.